Molecule: messenger RNA, 737 nt
Organism: Morus notabilis
Lineage: Eukaryota; Viridiplantae; Streptophyta; Magnoliopsida; Rosales; Moraceae
Product: 3-hexulose-6-phosphate isomerase
Exons: 1
Coding region: 21-635 (204 amino acids)
Biological process (GO): carbohydrate derivative metabolic process
Molecular function (GO): carbohydrate derivative binding; isomerase activity
Source: RefSeq, a predicted model, not a curated record
CUUCACAUCACACAGCAAAAAUGGCUUCUCCAUCAUCAAUGGCUUCUCUCGCCUCACAAAUCUGCAAUCAAAUAGUCAAUAUCUUCUCCAAACCCACGGACCCCCAACACCCGCCAGUGUUGGAUCUCUUGGUGGAGGAAAUCUCCUCUGCAGUGGCCAGAAAAGGCCGGGUCUUCCUCUACGGAGUGGGCCGGGAGGGCCUAAUGCUGAAGGCCCUGUGCAUGCGCCUCUGCCACCUGGGAGCCCAGGCCCACUUCGUCUUGGACAUGACCACGCCUCCGAUAACGGGCCGGGACCUCCUCAUCGCCUCCGCCGGCCCAGGCGGAUUCUCCACCGUCGAUGCGCUGUGCGCGCUCGCGAUAUCGCACGGCGCGAGGGUACUGCUGCUGACGGCGCAGCCGGAGACGGGUUCCUGCGUGAGGCACGCGAGCGUGGUCGGUCACGUGCCGGCGCAGACCAUGGCGGACGACGGCGGAGAGGCGGCGGCGGAGGAAAAAUCUCGGCCGGUGCUUCCGAUGGGGAGUGCUUACGAGGGAGCUUUGUUUGUGCUGUUUGAGAUGGCUGUGUUUCGGUUGGGUGAGGAAUUGGGGCAGAGCCCCGACCUCAUUCGAAGUCGCCAUACCAAUCUGGAGUGAGCUUCCGAUUCUACUGCGAACUCCUGAUCUCCACUUGUCGUCUUUCCUUCUUUAAUUUCUCUCUCGUUUUUUUUUUUUAAUAUUCGGAGAAAAGUUGUUUUU